GAGUUUAUUUGCCUUAUUCAUAUAUAACUUCUUGCUGAGUUGAACCAAACGUAUAUACUCGAAACAAUGGAACUCAGCUGUGUUCAAUUUCUUCGAAACAAGACGAUACUUGUCACCGGCGCUACCGGUUUCCUUGCCAAGGUAUUUGUGGAGAAAAUUCUGAGAGUACAACCAAAUGUGAAGAAGUUGUACCUUUUGGUGAGAGCAUCGGACAACGAAGCUGCGACUAACCGCUUACGCACAGAGGCUUUCGAAAAAGAUCUUUUUAAGGUGUUGAGAGAGAAUCUUGGCGAUGAGAAAUUGAAUAGAUUGUUGUACGAAAAAGUUGUCCCGGUCCCAGGUGAUAUCGCCACGGAUCAUUUAGACAUAAAUGACUCCGAUCUUAGAGAACGUAUGCAAAAUGAAAUUGAUAUUGUUGUCAAUGUUGCAGCCACAACAAACUUUGACGAAAGAUACGAUGUUGGCCUUGGGAUCAACACAUUUGGAGCUCUCAACGUCCUUAACUUUGCCAAAAAAUGUGAUAAAGCUCAAUUGUUUCUCCAUGUCUCUACUGCUUAUGUUUGUGGAGAAAAGGCGGGUCUCCUACCUGAGAGACCAUUCGUCAUGGAAGACAUUCGUAAGGAGAACGGUUUUCAGCUGGAUAUAAAUCUUGAAAGGGAACUGAUGAAGCAAAGAUUGAAAGAACUCAAUGAACAAGAUUGUUCGGAAGAAGACACUACGCUCGCCAUGAAAAAACUUGGAAUGGAAAGGGCAAAGCUUCAUGGAUGGCCAAACACAUAUGUUUUCACCAAAUCGAUGGGAGAGAUGCUUCUUGGUAACCAUAAAGAAAAUCUUCCUCUCGUCAUCAUCCGUCCUACCAUGAUCACUAGCACUUUUUCAGAACCAUUUCCCGGUUGGAUCGAAGGGUUAAGAACCGUAGACAGCGUGAUUAUCGCAUACGGAAAGGGAGUGCUCAAGUGUUUUCUUGUCGAUGUAAACUCAGUUUGCGAUAUGAUACCAGUGGAUAUGGUUGCAAACGCAAUGAUCACGGCUGCAGCCACACACGCUGGAGGUUCAGGGGUUCACAUGGUGUACCAUGUCGGUUCAUCUCAUCAGAACCCAGUGAAAUUUGGAGAGAUUCAUGAGAUUGCGGUUCGUUACUUCACCAAAAACCCUUUGCGUAGUCGCAGUACAGGCUCGCUCAUAACCGUCUCCAAACUGAGGUUCAUAUCAACCAUGGGUUUGUUCAGCCUCUACAUGACCUUACGUUACAAACUACCUCUCCAGUUAUUAAAAUUGAUUGAUAUAAUAUACCCUUGGAGAAAAGGAGAUAAAUACGGAGACAAGAACCGUAAAAUAGAGUUGGUGAUGAGAUUGGUAGAGCUUUACGAGCCUUACGUACUCUUCAAGGGCAUAUUCGACGAUAGAAAUACUAAGAGUUUAUGCGCCAACCAAAAGGAAGAGGAGAGCCAAAAUUCAGAAAAAAUGAUGUUUGAUUUCGACCCAAAAGUCAUUAACUGGGGAGAUUAUCUCACAAGUAUACACAUUCCUGGUCUCAUCACUCAUGUGCUUAAAAAAUAAAACCACAUGCAAAAAAAUUUAUUAAGUUCUGCAUGUAUCAUUAAUAAGACACUCUCCCUGAUGGGAAAAAAAUAUAUUUAUUUAUUUGUACUGUAAACGUAAUUCUUUAAAAAUAAAUAUAAUUUCUGCUUUUCCAUCAAUGGAAAGUACUAUUUAUUUGAUAA
Camelina sativa (false flax) is the source of this 1724-nucleotide messenger RNA. Its product is annotated as putative fatty acyl-CoA reductase 5. The record is from RefSeq and is a predicted model, not a curated record. Gene Ontology annotation, molecular function: alcohol-forming very long-chain fatty acyl-CoA reductase (NADP+) activity. NCBI's taxonomy places the organism in Eukaryota, Viridiplantae, Streptophyta, Magnoliopsida, Brassicales, Brassicaceae. Gene Ontology annotation, cellular component: intracellular membrane-bounded organelle. Gene Ontology annotation, biological process: long-chain fatty-acyl-CoA metabolic process; suberin biosynthetic process.